CUGUGGGCGGAUCCUUUCAGCAACGGUUUAGGGAGAGUGGGAAAUGGCGGCAGAGACGGAGGCUGUGCCUUCGGCGACGCCCCCCUGCUCCUCUCCAGGCCGAGACCCCCGCGUGCGGUGCCGCUCGCGCCGCUGGACGGCGGAGUUGAUGGGCCACUGCAAGUCUUACAUGCGCGCGCUCGGGGACGAGCAGCCGGUUGAGGCCGAGACCCUGAAAUGGGCUCUCAGCGAAGCCGUCUGGAACUUUGAAACGGCUGUACAAGAGAACAUGACUAUUAAUGGAAAGCCAUGGCAGGAAUCAUCAGAUGAUCUUCAAAACGGUGCUGACAUCAAACUCCUUGAAGAUCAGCUUGAUGAAUUAAUAGUGGAAGUGGCUUCCAAGCGUAAUCAGCGUCCCAGAAAAAUACAAGCUCAUGUUGUCAAAGGCAUUAAAGCACAGCAAGAAAUUUUGGGCUUCUAUCAACCUGUUGUGAAACCUCAAGAGAUAAAAGCAACACCUUCUCAAGAUUCUCAAAUGGCAAAUCUGAGGCUUUCAGCAGAAGCAGCAUCCAAACAUAUUGGGAAUUCAUUUAAGUCUAUGACAUCUCUCCUGGGAAAAGCAGAAGGUUUCUCCACGGCGUUGUCUUUGCAGCCUACCUUGGAACUGUGCAAAAUCCGCCAAGAAGUAUUUUCCAGCUCUGAAGUGAAAGCAGAGAAUCAAACUAAGGGCAAAAACCUUAUGGAACAAGUAGAAGUCAGAUCCCCAGGGACUACCACCAGCAAUUCAGUUAUAUUGAAAAUAAAGAGACCGUCAUGUUCACCACAGAAAAUGUACCCACUACGGCAAAGGAAAAUUGGUCUGGACACAUGAACCUUUUUUCUGCUUCAAGCAUAAAAGAUACCUAUCAGCUUUGAGAGAACUGUUUAAUUGGACCCUUAUAUGAAUACAUGAUUUUUCUUUUUCACAUUUGCAGGGGGAUUUUUUGCCUGUUUGAACUUGUCUACUACAAAAAGGAGUCUGGGCUGUCUUCAAAAGCAUUGGUAGUGGCAUGCUCUGGACACAAUAUGACUUGAUCAAUUGUGUCUGCUAGUUAAUGGAGGUUCUAGUUGGAUCCUCUCACUGUGUAGCUCUAAACAUUAUGUCAGAUGGAUGCACGCUUUUCCUUUUAUAUUUCCUCAUAUCCCCAUGAUUGUUCAGUGAGGACAACUUGCCAGCUGUAGAGUGUUGUUUGAGACUGAAACCUGAAGCUACUGAAGUUCCACUGUAUACUGUCACAUAGUCAACUACGAGAUAUGGAACUACUUUUAAAAAAACUCACCAAACCACUGAA
Molecule: messenger RNA, 1310 nt
Organism: Gekko japonicus
Lineage: Eukaryota; Metazoa; Chordata; Lepidosauria; Squamata; Gekkonidae
Gene: NSL1
Product: NSL1, MIS12 kinetochore complex component
Exons: 6
Coding region: 44-850 (268 amino acids)
Biological process (GO): mitotic sister chromatid segregation
Cellular component (GO): kinetochore; MIS12/MIND type complex
Source: RefSeq, a predicted model, not a curated record